UGUGACUCCACUUCAACACAAGCUUUUGUUCAUACUGGAGAAACCACAAGAGGACUUUUUCUUCUUCUUCAAAAUAAGCUCUGUAGUCCUCUGUUUUGCUUCUAAUGCUUACAUUUGUUCAAGAAGUAAGGAUUGACUGAUUCAUACCACCACUGGUUCUUUGCUAGGUACAGCAAGAUACUUAAGAACCAUGGAGGCACAUGUGCAGAAAUCCUGAGAGAAACCUGGGUUGCUUUUAUUAGAUCUCCCUGGAAGAUGGAUGCUUUUGAGGGAAUCCACGCUGUGUGUAUUUCAUCUUCUCCUGCAGCAGUGACCACACCAAGCCCUGGAUAUGAGCUCUUGAUGACGGGCAGCAAAGGAAUAGCUCUGUACUCUUCCCAUGCAUUUUUUGGAAAAGAGGAUUCUUCAGGUCACCAGCAAAGCAAGCAGAGCAGAGCUAAAAAGGUGGAAUGUCCUGUUGGAAAGUUGAUAGACCUAGAGGCAGAGCUGGAACCUGGCACUGAGUCUGGAGGAGGCCGAGGAGAAACCAUGCUCCAGGAGGAGACAGACUCUCAGAGACGAGAAGCCUACAGCGUGUCUCGUCUACGAAGCUCUUCUAUAGAGAUUAGAGAGAAGGGCACAGAGUUCCUCAGAGAACAGCUGGAUGCUGCGCAGAAGGAGCUGAAGCUAAAGGGGGAGGAAUGUGAGCGACUGUCGCUUCUGAGAAAUCAGCUGGAGCAGGAACUAGAGGAAUUGACUGCAAGUCUCUUUGAGGAGGCUCACAAGAUGGUGCGGGAAGCCAAUGUUAAGCAAGCAACUGCGGAAAAGCAACUGAAAGAGGCACAGGGCAAGAUUGAUGUGCUACAGGCAGAAGUAACUGCACUAAAGACCCUUGUGUUGACCUCCACCCCGUCCUCCCCUAAUCGUCAGCUCCACCCUCAGCUGCUGUCCCCAGGAUCCAGAGGAGCUUCGUCUCGGCCUGGAGGACACACUCGCAACAAGAGUGCCACCCUCACUCUCCCUCAGCUACAAGCCGAGUUUCCCAGUGAAAACGCACACAAGAGCCGGGAAGAAAAAGAGGUAUACGAGCAGACAGGAGCUCACUGUUGCCAGUUGGACUCCGUGUUGUUUGCUGAGUUUUUGUCUUGGAGAGAGAAACCGAGUCUGGAUCGGUCAUCUGCCUUCCUGACCCGGAUCUACAAAGAGGACAUUGGACCCUGUCUCUCUUUCACAUGUUCAGAACUGUCUCAGUCUGUUCAGAGUGCUGUGGAGAAUAACUUUUUGACUAUUGAGCCCGUUGCUUUGACGGCAUUGCCCAUGGACAAGGCCUCGAGUAUUGAGUGUGGAGGACUCAAGAAGUGUGCCCUGAGUGGAAUGUCCCAUCUCUGCCGACAUCGCAUCAAACUGGGAGAUAAAGAGAAUUAUUACUACAUCUCUCCCUCCAGCAGAGCUCGGAUCACAGCAGUGUGUAACUUCUUCACUUAUAUCAGAUACAUCCAGCAGGGUCUGGUCAGACAUGACGCUGAGCAGAUGUUCUGUGAGGUGAUGCGCUUGAGGCGGGAGAUGUCUAUAGCCAAGUUAGGCUUCUUCUUUACAGAAGAGAACUGAAGGACACACAGAUUCUGUGGCAGGUUUUUUCCACACACCAAUUCGAUGAAAAGUGCAGCAGAUUUCCCAAAGAUACACUCCGUUAUCGAGUCAGUGACUAUUACAUUAAAAAGUGAGAGGAAUUCUGCGAUGAUGGUGAUGAUCAGUAUUGGACCAGAGUCAGAUUUUUCACUCUGUGUAUAAUAUUCAGCACAGUUCUUACUAUGGCACAAAUAUAGAAUUAAUGUUGGGUUUGUUUUUAGAUUAUUUGUUGGUGCAGAAACAGUUUACAGAACUUUAGGUCCUCAUAGUUAGAACCUGUUCAGUGCACAAUCUAAAUGUCACACUAUUCAUCUCAUUCUGCACAUGCUUCUUCCUUAACAAGCACUGCUUUACUUACACCACCAAGACGCACUACAUGCUGCCUGAAAUAAAUUGCUUAGUACAAAGCAUAUAACAUGUUGUUCCAAUGCCCAGUAGAGCCAGUCGAAGCCUAAUUAUGGGCUGUAAUAUAUUUAUUGGGUAGGAAAUAUUUUAUAGCAUUUUUAAAACAGGACAUUAAAGCAAUCAGCCACAGAUUUAUUUUAAUCAAUAUGAAUUUAUUUAAUGAAAGCUUGACCUGGGCUUAGAAAGACUACAUUUCCAGGACAAAGCCUUCACUGUCAAUAAUUAUGGUGUUUGGUGGUGUAGAUUCAGCAUUCAAUAUCUGCACAAUUAUUAUGAAUGCUUGGAUUUAAGCCUUUUUUUUUAACUGAACCGAGGCACGUACAAUUAGGUGGGACUUUGGGUCAAAAUUAUUUUGUUUCUUUUAAUAUUAAUUAUGUGGUUUGACAAUCAGAAUGGCUUCGAACAAAAUAUAUUUCUGUUUAAUAUCGUCACAGCACAAAUCUCUGCACAGCUCGUCAUUCUUUAUUCAUGUUAACAAUGGUAUCAGGACCUUCAUAUCAUGGGUCAAUGUUUUGAUUAGAUCAGGGAGGAUGCUGUGUCAUUUGAGAAAAUCUCUUUGGACUAAAUGGUUUUCAGAGAUUUAUACAACAUUUUUAUACCUUUAGAAACAGGAAACAAAUUUGUUAAACAUUCAAGCUUAUGCCAUUUAAUUUUCUUUAUGUUUAUGUUUACACUUAACUGCCUUGCAUAAUGGUUUAAUACAGUGUAAUAAAUAAUGCAAUAUAAUGCUGAGUCAUGACUUUGAAUGAAUAUGUGAUUUGCAUUCACUGUAGCAGAUAUUCAUAGGCUCGAGUUAGGGAUGUAAACCAAUACAGAAACAUAGAUUGGACAGAUACAGUGUGGAGAAUAGUGCAGAAAGGUGCAGGAGUGGACGGUUUUUACUCCCCUGAGGGUGUGAAACUUGCUGCUCUGUACAAACAAAAAAAAUACUUGCACAUGGGGAUUUUGAAAACAUUCCAGUGCACAUCUCUAGUUGGGACCAGAUUUUGAGCUGAAUGAUUUAGAAAUGCCAGAGAUGGAAUAAUCACACCUUGCUGAUGCUGCAAGCAUUUCUACCCUUUUUUUUCCUACCCGUCUCAUGUUCUUUUAUAGGUUAAGGUUCAUAUUUAAUUUAAAAUCUUCCAAUUUUCCCACUUCAUGUUUAAAUGAUGUGUUUUUGUAUUACACCCCUAACUUCUUAAGUUCAUACAAAUCGAGGGAAUGGAAUAGAGAAGACCUAUUUCACAGACCUGAAUAAUACUGAACAGAUUGACUGGCUGUAGGGAGAAGCUGACUCCAUGGCAGAGGUGGUUGUAGGCUAUAAAUUUGUUAUGGAUAUCUAUAAGGUAAAGAGGACAACACCACCAGAUUACCAGGCAGAGGUAAAUCUCAGGAACAAGUAUAAGAGGAAACCAAGGAAAGACAACACUUAAAGUAACACAGAUCACAUUACAGUGUGUAUACAAAAUAAUACAGCAUGAUUGGUAAGGGUAAAGUGUUGACCUGCUUCCUUUAGAAGAGAUUAAUUAGUGUUUGCCAGAUACAAAAUAAUAUACACACUUCAUACCACUGCAGACAUUUUACUUGUUAAAACAAUAAAUAAAACAUAUUAUGAUUAUAUAUGUAAUAGAGUUACGUAUGUGGAAGGGUCCACCUUGAGGGGAACAAGGUGAGAGCUGAGUUGUCUGAGUAGUCCAACAUUUGGUGAUAUUUAAGUGACAAGUGUAGACCAACAUGUGGUGAUAUUUUCUUAGUUAACCAAUAAGAAGUAUUAAGAGAAUAAGAAAAGCUGAGUCUGUUUUGUAGAGGACCAAACCAACUUUUCCCUGUGGAUUAGUAGAAAUUCAGCAAAAAAACAGCAUGUUGUACGCAAAGAGAAAACUACACAGCAUCUACAUCCUCAUUCACGCUAACUGCAUAUUUGUUACAGUCCUGUUAGUCAGCUCGGUGGUGAGGGAUCUGCAAUAUUUUGUUGAGACAAUGCUGUGCGAGAUACUGACCUGGCAGGGACAUCGAGAGCUGUAUAAAUUGCAAAUAAUGCAUCCUGCAUCUCUAUGAAUCUUUGCAGAAAGAUUGCACAAGGUGGCAUCCAGAUGUUUCACAUCACCCCUAGUGGAGAGGAAGGGUGAACUUGAGCACUGAUUUAAAUUUCCAAAAUUUCAGUUCACUGUUUCUUAUUACAGCAUGCUCUGCUGGCUCUCACUUUUUUGAUGAAAAACCUACAAAGAAAAAAAAUAAACAUAACAAAUGACACAUUUAAUUCCACAGCUUGAUAUAAUAUUGCAGCUCAAGCUUAAACCAGAGCUAAAAACCCACCUUUUAUAGCAACUCACUAUUAGAGCCAUCACAGCAACACCUCCCACCACGGUCAUCACUGCAGCAGCGAUGGAGGUGACAGAAAGUGUUGUGGACUCUGGAAAAAGAUGUAAACUUGCUAAAAUAAAGCUAUAUUACUAAAAGUAUGUUCCACCUCAUCUGUCUUUUCUUAUUCCUGUUUCGACAUAGACAAUGCAAACCUGUGCAAAUGAAGGAACCUGGCGUGUUGCGGCACUGCAGAUUUGGUGGACAGACAGGCCCACUGAAGCACUCGUCUAUAUCUGAAAGAAAACCAAGUAAUAGUUGUUACCGUUGCAUUGUUUGUUGAGUGUUAACAGAAAGCAUCAAUAUAAAGAAACAUCCAAAGAUGCACAAAGAAACCUUGACAGGUUGGUGGGUUUGGAGUCCAGAGGCGUGUGUUUGAAUCACAGGUGACGUGGGUGGACCCAUGGAGCAGAUAGCCAGAAGGACACUGGUACAGGACUGCUGAAUCACACAGCACAGAGAAACCCACUUUCAGCCGAGGAAUGGAGCCACAUACUGGGUCUGAAGAAACAAAAGAAGACAGACACACACACACACACACUGAGCAUGUUUUUAGGAACAUUAUACUAUCACUUGCUAUGGCCUCCCAUUGCUCUCAAAACAGCCUUCAAGAUCUUCCGUUCUUCCCAUAUCCCAAAAGUGUUCUAUUGGAUUCAGAUCCUGUGACUGAGAAGGCCACUGAAAGAACACUGAACUGAUUGUUUGACAUUUGCUUUGUGACAUGUUGCAUUAUCAUGCUGGAAGUAGCUACUGGAAUUUGGUAACUUGUAACCAUGAAGGGAUGCACAUGAUCAGCAACAAUACUCACUACUUUAGAGACUUCUGUGUGUGAAAUUCCCAGGAGAUCAGCAGUUUCUGAAAUACUCAAAGCAACUCUUUUGUUACCAACAAUGCUAUGAGUCACAGCGAUCACUUUCUCUUCUUUCUGAUGUUUGACUAAAGAAUCAAGAUGUAGGUCAAGCCUACAUCUGCAUGAUUCUUUCCACUGUAUG
Molecule: messenger RNA, 5345 nt
Organism: Hemibagrus wyckioides
Lineage: Eukaryota; Metazoa; Chordata; Actinopteri; Siluriformes; Bagridae
Gene: rab3il1
Product: RAB3A interacting protein (rabin3)-like 1
Exons: 12
Coding region: 256-1587 (443 amino acids)
Biological process (GO): exocytosis
Cellular component (GO): Golgi to plasma membrane transport vesicle
Molecular function (GO): guanyl-nucleotide exchange factor activity
Source: RefSeq, a predicted model, not a curated record